Erythranthe guttata (spotted monkey flower) is the source of this 1255-nucleotide messenger RNA. Its product is annotated as protein MKS1. NCBI's taxonomy places the organism in Eukaryota, Viridiplantae, Streptophyta, Magnoliopsida, Lamiales, Phrymaceae. Gene Ontology annotation, cellular component: nucleus. The record is from RefSeq and is a predicted model, not a curated record.
AUAGUGACCUCGUGGCAGCCAAUCAGGAAUAUUUAAUGCUUACAUGACAAUCUUCGUCAUCAACCAAAUAUCCUACGUGGCAAAUAAUUAAUGUUUGACAAGUUCAAACAUCUAUCAAACUUCAAUAACCAUAAAAACAAUUUAAUAGUUAAUAAAAUAAUACUGUAUUUAAAAAUUAAUUUCCAGCACAUAUAUAUAAUCCCCAUACUCCAUUGACCAGUAAUAUAAACUUUGAUAAAGUAUACUAAACCUACCACCAUUUAUUAUCAUCACCCCAAAAAAAAAAAAACAACCCAUAUUAAUUAAUAAUCCUCCAUCGGCAGCCGACACCAUCGCCGCCGCACCGCCGCCAUGGAUUUCUCCGACGUUCCUUCCGGCCGCGGCUCGCCGAGGAAGGAGCUCCAAGGCCCCCGCCCGGCGCCGCUGAGAGUCCGCAAAGACUCCCACAAGAUCCGAAAACCGCCGAUGGCUCCGCCAGCAGCAACAGCAGCAUCCCAGCCGUUCCACCACCACCACCACGCGCCGCCGCGUCCGCCGGUGAUAAUAUACACGGUCUCCCCCAAGAUAAUCCAUGCAAACCCUAACGAGUUCAUGUCACUGGUCCAACGUUUGACCGGCCCCAACAACAGCUACUCUCCCUCAGCCUCUUCCUCCUCCUCCGCCUUCGCCGCCGCCGCCGACGGCGGCGCAGUAUCUCCGGCGGCCCGUUUCGCCUCCAUCGAGAAGACAAAAUCCCCCGACGGAGGACGAAAACAACAACACGUCAGCAAUCUCGACGAUCAAAACAUGGGAUUCUUCGAAGGAACAGACGUGCAAAUAAAUACAGGACAAUUCCCGGGAAUUCUAUCACCGAAUCCAAACUCUCUUCCGCCAUUAAUCCCACCUAAUUUCUUCUCUCUCCCAUCAGAUAAUAAUUAUUAUAAUAAUAAUAACCCCUUAAAUUAUUACUACGACAACAGUUUCAUUUUGCAACCUAGUCCCUCAACUUUCAUCUCACCUCGCAUCAACACCCCUUCUCCAAAUACUCUAGAACUUUUCCAUUCUUUAUUCGAUAUGUAAAUUAAUAAUCAUAUAAACACACAGAAAAUAAUGAUAUGGUAGAAUAUUCUUACAUUAAUUUCUUUGUUUGGAGCUUGGCUUCAAUGGCGAUUUGAUGAUGGGGAAACAAGAAAGGGACUGAAUUGUAAAUUCAUCACACGUUCUGCAAGCAAGUGGGGGCUUCUUCUCAUUGGAGGUUAUUUAAUUUUUAAUUUUU